Trypanosoma cruzi is the source of this 2685-nucleotide messenger RNA. RefSeq names its product trans-sialidase, putative. The record is from RefSeq and is a predicted model, not a curated record. The coding region runs from base 1 to 2685 and encodes 894 amino acids. Gene Ontology annotation, molecular function: exo-alpha-sialidase activity. Gene Ontology annotation, biological process: ganglioside catabolic process; oligosaccharide catabolic process. Gene Ontology annotation, cellular component: membrane; cytoplasm; intracellular membrane-bounded organelle. The transcript has a single exon. NCBI's taxonomy places the organism in Eukaryota, Euglenozoa, Kinetoplastea, Trypanosomatida, Trypanosomatidae.
AUGCACUCACGUGUUGCUGCUGUCAAGGCACCCCGCACACACAACCGUUACCGCGUGACCGGAUCCAGCGGAAGGAGGAGGGAAGGAGGAGAGAGUGAGCCGCAGAGGCCCAUCAUGUCGCGGCGUGUGUUUACUUCCGCGGUGCUGCUCCUUCUCGUCGUGAUGAUGUGCUGCGGCAGUGCGGCAGCGUCUGCUUCGGAACCUUCAAAAAGGAAAUUGUUUGUUUGGAGAGACGUGAGAGAUGGAGAAACAGUGAGCUCGCUCUGUGUUCCCAGUCUUUUGAAGGUGGGGAGUGAUGUGUUUGCCGUUGCCGAGGCGCAGGACACGAAGAAGGAAGAAGGCGAUUUUACUGGGAUUGCCUCGGAACUCCUGGAGUGGAAUGGUGAACAAAAAAAGGAGGAGUUGGACAAAACUAAACUGAAGACACAAGUACUGGAGGAAUGUCCAUCCGAUAAAGCCAACUGUGCCUCCCAAAUCGUUGCUCAGGCUAGUUUCGAAAGAGGGACGAAAGUUUAUUUGGCCCGACCAACAACAGUUGUGCAGGGAAGUGAUAUUUACAUGCUUGCUGGAAUCUACAACCUUGAUGCUGCCGAUAAUACUUCGGCUUAUUGGGGACUUUUGCUGUCGAGAGGGAACGUCAGUGGUGAUGAGAAGAGUAAAAAACGAAUUCAUUGGAAUCAUAUUGACGCUCUCCAGAGCAUUUCUAACAUGCAAAAAGAAGAAUCUUUGACAGAUUUGAUUGGAGGCGGUGGAUCGGGUGUUAAGAUGAAUGACGGUACGCUUGUAUUCCCAGUGGAAGGCAUUAAGUCCAAUGGCGCAGCUGGAGUAACAGACACCGUUUCACUUGUCAUACACUCCACGGGUACUGAGGGUUGGAAGCUGUCGAAGGAUGUUUCUGCCGGUGGCUGCAGUGAUCCCUCCGUCGUGGAGUGGGAGGACAAAAAACUCAUGAUGAUGACUGCGUGUGAUGAUGGCCGCCGCAGGGUGUACGAGUCCGGUGACAAGGGGGACUCGUGGACGGAGGCACUCGGGACACUCUCGCGCGUGUGGGGCAACAAACACACGGGACCUGAGAAGGGCGUUGGGAGUGGGUUUAUCACAGCGAAGAUUGAUAACAGGGACGUGAUGCUUGUUACUCUGCCGGUGUAUUCUAAGGAGAAAGAGAAAGAAGAAAACGGAAAGGGCAGACUCCAUCUUUGGCUGACGGACAAUACGCACAUUGCUGAUAUUGGGCCGGUAUCCGAGAAGGAAGAGGACGUCGCCGCCAGCUCCCUGUUGUACGAAAGUACUGAAAGUAAAGAGGAGUUGAUUGCGCUGUACGAGAAGAAGAAGGGCGGUGAUAAGGACACAUCACUCGGUAUGGCUUCUGUGCGUCUGACUGCGCAGCUGCAGCGGGUGAAGGAGUUGCUGGCGACAUGGAAUGAAGUGGACGAACGUAUCUCUCAGCUGUGUGCCACUUUACUUGCUCAGGAGGAUACCUCACCUGACAAUCCCUGCCGCAGUACUUUUAAGAUCACGGAUGGGCUGGUUGGCUUUUUGUCCGGCAACUUCUCUGAGAACACAUGGAUGGACGAGUACCUCGGAGUGAACGCCACAGUACAUAAUAAAGGUGGGGCUGCAAAGGCGGAAGAUGGUGUGAAGUUCCAGGGAGCGUGGGCGGAGUGGCCUGUUGGCAAGCAGGGGGAGAAUCAGCUGUACCACUUUGCGAACUACAAGUUCACUCUUGUGGCGACGGUGUCCGUCCACGGUGAGCCAGAGGAAGAUACCCCCAUUCCUUUUUUGGGUGCGAAGAUGACAGGUGCAGGGAAUUCUGUAUUUUUGGGACUGUCGUAUGGCAAGGAAAAGAAGUGGCAGUUGCUGUGUGGUGUCGAAACAAAGUCUAAGGAUCGCAGCGUAUUUUGGGGGCCAAAGACGAAAGACCACGUGGUAAUUUUGUUAAGGAACGGCACCCAGGGCUCCGCGUACGUCGAUGGUAAGCGUGUGGGUGAUGUGCCGUGUGCAUUGGCAAAUACGGAUUCGAAAGAUAUCUCAUACUUCUACAUUGGAGGGGAUGGAGACAAGACACGGAAACAAGAAGACGUGCCUGUGACGGUGACGAACGUCCUGCUGUACAACCGCCCGUUGGAUGAAGCAGAGAUUGGCGCCCUCAACCCGAAUAAAGAUCCAAUUCAACUAUUGGAAAAGGAGGCGGCAAAGCCUUCAACAGUUUCUUCUGAUUCCGUUGUACCUCCCAGUCCUUUGGUGACCGCAACUGCUCAGCAAACCGAAACUCCUUCUACUCCUGCCGGAACACAGCUGACGGAACAGGGACAGUCGAUGGGGAGCAGUAAAGGUGCGGGCAGUGGCGGUGCAUCCAAAUCAGCGGUGUCCACUCUCAGUACUCCCUCAGCAGAAGAGGACUCCUUAGUGCAGUCGGCUUCAGGAACAUCUCCCGAUGGAACUCAAACUGUGGGUGGCGGUUUUACUGCUGAUGGCGAGCCAACGAUGGAGACAAGAGAAGGAGGAACGAAUGGGCAGGAGGAAGAGGUUAAUAAACAGGUCGGGGACGUAAAUGCCACGGCACUCAGCAGCAGCCUCGGAAAUGUGUCGCAGGGGAAUAACAGCGAUACCGGCACUGUGUGUGAGAGCGGAUUGGUGCCAUCGCUGCUCCUUCUGUUGGGACUGUGGGGGUUUGCGGCUCUGUGA